GAACUUCCUCCUCGGGGGCCUCCAGAAAACCACAGGUCGCUGGGCCCAGGCUACCCGCAGCAGGCAGGAUGGCGGAGGGCAAGGCGGGUGGCGCCGCCGGCCUCUUCGCCAAGCAGGUGCAGAAGAAAUUCAGCAGGGCCCAGGAGAAGCCUCAUCCAGCCUAUCAUCAACAACAGGCCCUUGGUUUGAGAUUUCUCUCCUUUUCUAAGCAUGGAGUCCAAAGCCUUAGAUAAAGAAUGUCUUUGCUCAGGGCUUCAGAUUCUGCAUCUGUAAAAUGAGAGAGGUUCUGCAGAAGUUGGGGAAGACUGUGGAAACCAAAGAUGAACGGUUUGAACAAAGUGCCAACAACUUCUACCAGCAGCAGGCAGAAGGCCAGAAGCUGUACAAGGACCUGAAGAACUUCCUCAGCGCUGUCAAAGUCAUGCAUGAAAGCUCGAAGAGAGUGUCAGAAACCCUGCAGGAGAUCUACAGCAGUGAGUGGGACGGUCACGAAGAGCUGAAGGCCAUCGUCGGGAACAAUGAUCUCCUUUGGGAAGACUAUGAAGAGAAACUGGCUGACCAAGCAGUGAGAACCAUGGAAAACUACGUGGCCCAGUUCAGCGAGAUCAAGGAAAGAAUUGCCAAGCGGGGUCGGAAACUUGUGGACUACGACAGUGCCCGACACCAUCUGGAGGCGUUGCAGAAUGCCAAGAAGAAAGAUGAAGCCAAGACUGCCAAGGCGGAGGAAGAGUUCAACAAAGCCCAGAGUGUGUUUGAAGACCUGAACCAGGAACUACUAGAGGAGCUGCCUGCUCUGUAUCACAGUCGUAUCGGCUGUUAUGUGACCAUCUUCCAGAACAUUUCCAACUUAAGGGAUGUCUUAUACAGGGAGAUGAGCAAGCUGAACCACAGUCUCUACGAGGUGAUGAGCAAACUGGAGAAGCAACAUUCCAACAAAGUCUUUGUGGUGAAGGGAGUAUCAAGCAGCAGCAGACGCUCUGUAGUCAUCUCUUCCCCAGUUCGAACAUCUGAAGUCUCCAGCCCUCCUACCUCACCUACCAGUCCUUCUGCGCUUUCUUUGAAGAAUGAGACGGACUCCAUCUCGGCAACUGAAGAAGAGCUGGCAUCUGACCUGGCCCAGCAAGAAGAUGAUUCUGAGACUAAAGAGCCCUUAAAAGACAAAGAAGUGGAGGAGGAAGAGUCUGAAGCAAGCUCCUCUGAGGAGGAAGAGCCUCUGCCAGCCUGCAAUGGCCCUGCCCAGGCCCAGCCCCCUCCCGCCAUCGAGGGUGGCAAGUCCCAAGAGGAAGCUCUCCCUUGCUCCCUGUCUCCAUCACCAGGCAGGCCCCUUAUCCCUUCAGAACAGCCCGCAUCUCCCCCCGAAGUGGUCCUCCGAACCCGCACCUCAAGUGAAGGGUCUGAACAACCAAAGAAGAGAGCCCCUGUCCAAAGGAUCUCAGCACCUCCUAACAGGCCGCCUCCGCCCAGAGCCACUCCCAGCCCCAGGCACUCCUCGGGGAACAUGCCCCCCAGCCCUCCAACCUCUGAACAGGGCUCGCCCACCAGUCCCAGGGCCUCCUUGGGGACCUCACCUGACCCCCAGCCACCAGAGAAGCCAGUGAGAACUCCUGAGGCCAGAGAAAAGGAAAGCAUCGGCAAUCUGAACCCAGAACUUUGUACUUCUUCUACCGAGAUGUCCUCUGAGGUUUUUGCAGAGACUGACAAGGCAAAGGAGGUAGAAGACAAGGAAGAGAACAAUAAGCCUGGCCUCGCUGACUCCCCCGAGAGCCAAGAUCUCCAGCUUCACGUCUCUGCAGUUCUAGAAGAGAGCAAAGCCAUGGCACCCGCGCCUCAAGAAGAGGCAUCUACAGUACAAAAUGACUAACUCUGAAGAGGGACUGCCAAGACCCCGCCCCCAGCACACACCUCCCUGGAGAAGCUCCUCAACUCGAGGGUAUAUAGGUCAGAGGGACUUAAAAUCUAGUGUUCAUUUGUAGGUUCUCCAACCGUGUGAAUGCUGAUGGUCUCUACAGAUCUAGCAUUAAUGGAGACUGAGGAGCAGACUUAGGGGAGGGAGGGAGGGAGGCAGGCUUGGGAGAACUAUUAGACUCGGGGAAUAUUUAAUUCAGGCUUUAGCAUUGUUAGAAUAAGAAGACUUUAUAUAUUAAUUAAAGGUGGCCGGAAAUGACCAUAAAAAGCAAAAGCAUCUAUAGACACAGACACAUCCACACAGACACAUAACCACACGUACGCAGAGAAGAAUGAACAAAUGUUUGACUCACCACUCAUUUGCAAGACUGAGAGCCAAAAGAACAGAUUUUCAGAUUGUUAAAUAAAGUAUUAUUCAGACUGUG
Suricata suricatta (meerkat) is the source of this 2330-nucleotide messenger RNA. It is a transcript of the gene BIN2, whose product is annotated as bridging integrator 2. Lineage: Eukaryota; Metazoa; Chordata; Mammalia; Carnivora; Herpestidae. Gene Ontology annotation, cellular component: podosome; phagocytic cup; cytoplasm. The transcript has 14 exons. The record is from RefSeq and is a predicted model, not a curated record. Gene Ontology annotation, molecular function: phospholipid binding; protein binding. The coding region runs from base 275 to 1861 and encodes 528 amino acids. Gene Ontology annotation, biological process: plasma membrane tubulation; podosome assembly; phagocytosis, engulfment.